AUGGAAAUCAUAGUGCAAAGCCGGAUAUACUAUUGCACCCAGCUUAAACACGGCCACAGACUGGGGGUCGUCAGAUGCCCAGUGAAAGUGACUAAGAAGCCGGAGGUUAAGGGAUGGCUGGAAUGGUUCGCUGAACUCCUUGAAGGAUGGACGGAUGGUGAGCUGCGGGUUGUCUACAGCCCCUCCGAGAAGUAUGACCGCGUAGUGAAAACAGCUACCUUGGCGGCGGGCAUCGAUGGAAUCCUGGUGAACCCAAACGUCAAGGGGGUGAGCCAGUACAAAGACUACACCGAGGCCAUGCGGAGACUCUCAACCUACAAAGAAGGCAAAGAAAAGGAGCAAGCCUUCGAGGAGGCAGGGUCGGAGGUGGCCGAGGCUCCGUCCCGACUGCCCAGCAGAGCCCCGACACCGACUCGCCCGCAGAAGCAACCUCCGAGGGAUCUGAUAGACCUGACGGUCGGCAGCGAUGACAACAACAACGAUGACGACGGAGGCAUCCCUGCUCAACCGGGUCCAUCGCGGAACGAGGAGGUCCCCCCCGAACCGUCGGAUGAGGACGACCCCGAGGGAGCACUCGUCGGCGGAUUCACAGGGGAGCAGUGGGAGGACGCAGCCAAGAGGUGGUCCCCUCAACGGGACCCGGAGCUCGGGUUUCAUCCCCGAGUCCACAGCACGGAGAGGAGGCAUCCACCGCCGCCUACAGAGACCCCAGCGGUCAGCAGUGCCGACGAGGACGAGGAGGAAUCGGACGAGGAGGAAUCGGAUGAGGAGCAGUGGGGCCCCGGCCGCCCCAAGAAGAAGACUCAGAAAUCAGAUGCCUGGAGGAUGGCCCGAGAUUUAGCCGAAAUACCACCAGGGGCCGUCAGCCUAAGGCUGCAAUCCGGACACAUGAUUUAUCAGUUUGUUGGCGGAAUAUGGGAUCUUGAGGGUGAUGGACUAGUUGUGUUCACCGAUGACAGAUACAAGAUCCACAACAAGAACUUCCGUCGCAACCUUAAGGGCCAGGCAGGAAAAUGUUACAAAACAGAUUUAAGACUGCUGGAAGCCACUUGUAGUCCAGCAACUCGAGGAGACGUAGUAGUAAUGAAAGGCUACGAUCUCCCUUAUGGCGCAGUGAUCCUAGUCCCGAUUGGCGUAUACCAAAAAGGAGAGAGUCUAGAAGAAUAUCGUAAGAAGAUGUGGCACGGACUCGAGCGGGGCCUAGUGAUGGCCAGCAACGAAGGCAUGAGAAGAGUAAUGGUGAGCGUGCAAGGACUGAGAUCACCAGAUUUACCAAGGGACACCGCCAGCGACUCGGAGGACGGAGAGGAGCAACCGGAGAUCGAACAUCCUGGAGAAGAGGAGGAAAGUGAUCACGGCAGCAUCUUCUCCGACCCAAAGCAACCACCGACAGAGCAUAAGGCACUCCGAACAGGACAGCACCGGGGUAAGAAGAAAGAAAUGGAAACCUUUGACAUCGAGAAACCUUCUGAAAGACUGGCGAGAGACGUCACCUGGGGUCCAGUACAGGCCAAGGACGGACGGCGUACGUAUGUACCCGAGGUCGGCCAAACCGAGUACCAGAUCCCGGUCCAGCUGUCAGUACGCAUGGUCACCGUCCCCUAUAAAGGAAUCUACUCAGUCGGAGCAGCCAUCAAAGUGGUACCAGACGAGCAGCCCUACGCCACCGUGUCCAGUACGGAGCCGGAGCCUCCCAAGAAGAAACCAAAAACUCACGCCUGUGAUAUGGAUUUCCAGGAGCUGCUGGCAGAGUUGGACGGCUACUGCAACAAUCCAUCAACGCUGCCAGACUUCGGCAUGGACUUGCCUUCGCCUCUGCAGCCUCCACUGGAACGUUCCACCUUUCCCGUCUCAGACCAGCAGAGCUCAGAGGUUCCCAGUUGUCCGUCUGCCCAGCAGCAUCAAACACAGCUGGACUCCAUAUUUAUGACGCUGGAGGACAACAUUGUCACUUUUCUUAAGAAUGAGCUGAAGAAGAUCCAUAAGAUUCUCAGUCCAAAUGACCCAGAAUGUUCAGAAAGUCAGAGAGAUGAUGAUGAGGUGUUGGAAGGUGAUGAUGAAGAUCAGAAGAUGAGCAGCAGAGAGGCAGUGAUGAAGAUCACACUGAACUUCCUGCGGAGGAUGAAGCAGGAGGAGCUGGCUGACCAUCUGGAGAGAAAACGUCUUGCUCCAGUUUGUCAACAUCAACUUAAAUCUGGUCUGAAGAAGAAGUUCCAGUCUGUGUUUGAGGGCAUUGCUAAAGCAGGAAGUCCAACCCUUCUGAACCAGAUCUACACAGAGCUCUACAUCACAGAGGGAGGGACUGGAGAGGUCAAUGAUGAACAUGAGGUCAGACAGAUUGAAACAGCAUCCAGGAAACUACACAGACCAGAAACAACAAUCAGACAAGAAGACAUCUUUAAAGUCCCACCUGAAAGAGAUCAACCAAUCAGAACAGUGAUGACAAAGGGAGUGGCUGGCAUUGGGAAAACAGUCCUAACACAGAAGUUCACUCUGGACUGGGCUGAAGACAAAGCUCACCAGAACAUCCAGUUCAUAUUUCCAUUCACUUUCAGAGAGCUGAAUGUGCUGAAGGAGAAAAAGUUCAGCUUGGUGGAACUUGUUCAUCAUUUAUUUAGUGAAACCAAAGAAAUCUGCAGCUUUGAACACUUCCAGGUUCUGUUCAUCUUUGAUGGUCUGGAUGAGAGUCGACUUCCUCUGGACUUCCACAACAAGGAGAUCCUGACUGAUGCUACAGAGUCCACCUCAGUGGACGUUCUGCUGACAAACCUCAUCAGGGGGAAACUGCUUCCCUCUGCUCUCCUCUGGAUAACCACAAGACCUGCAGCAGCCAAUCAGUUCCCUCCUCAGUGUGUUGACAUGGUAACAGAGGUCAGAGGGUUCAAUGAUCCACAGAAGGAGGAGUACUUCAGGAAGAGAUUCAGAGAUAAGGAGCAGGCCAGCAGGAUCAUCUCCCACAUCAAGACAUCACGAAGCCUCCACAUCAUGUGCCACAUCCCAGUCUUCUGCUGGAUCACUGCUACAGUUCUGGAGGAUGUGUUGGAGACCAGAGAGGGAGGAGAGCUGCCCAGAACCCUGACGGAGAUGUACAUCCACUUCCUGGUGGUUCAGACCAAAGUGAAGAAGGUCAAGUAUGACGGAGGAGCUGAAACAGAUCCACACUGGAGUGCAGAGAGCAGGAAGAUAAUUGAGUCUCUGGGAAAACUGGCUUUUGAUCAGCUGCAGAAAGGAAACCUGAUCUUCUAUGAAUCAGACCUGACAGAGUGUGGCAUCGAUAUCAGAGCAGCCUCAGUGUACUCAGGAAUGUUCACACAGAUCUUUAAAGAGGAGAGAGGGCUGUACCAGGACAAGGUGUUCUGCUUCGUCCAUCUAAGUGUUCAGGAGUUUCUGGCUGCUCUUCAUGUUCAUCUGACCUUCAUCAACUCUGGGGUCAUCUUGAUGGGAGAAACACAAACAUCUAAGAACCUUUCCGUAUUUACAUUCUUUAUUGAAAACCCUCUCCAUCAGAGAGCUGUUGACCAGGCCUUACAGAGUCCAAAUGGACAUCUGGACUUGUUCCUCCGCUUCCUCCUGGGACUUUCACUGCAGACCAAUCAGAGACUCCUAAAAGGUCUGCUGACAAAGACAGGAAGUAGUUCACAGACCAAUCAGGAAACAGUUCAGUACAUCAAGGAGAAGAUCAAUGAGAAUGUGUCUGCAGAGAAAUGCAUCAAUCUGUUCCACUGUCUGAAUGAACUGAAUGAUCGUUCUCUAGUGGAGGAGAUCCAACAGUCUCUGAGUUCAGGAAGUCUCUCCACAGAUGAACUGUCUCCUGCUCAGUGGUCAGCUCUGGGUUUCAUCUUAGUGUCAUCAGGAAAAGAUCUGGAUGUGUUUGACCUGAAGAAAUACUGUGCUUCAGAGGAGGUUCUUCUGAGGCUGCUGCCAGUGGUUAAAGCCUCCAACAAAGCUCUACUGAGUGACUGUAACCUCUCAGAGAGAAGCUGUGAAGCUCUGUCCUCAGUUCUCAGCUCCCAGUCCUCCAGUCUCAGAGAACUGGACCUGAGUAACAACAACCUGCAGGAUUCAGGAGUGAAGCUUCUCUCUGCUGGACUGAAGAGUCCAAACUGCAUCAUGGAAACUCUCAGACUGAGUGUCUGUAACCUCUCAGAGAGAAGCUGUGAAGCUCUGUCCUCAGUUCUCAGCUCCCAGUCCUCCAGUCUCAGAGAACUGGACCUGAGUAACAACAACCUGCAGGAUUCAGGAGUGAAGCUUCUCUCUGCUGGACUGAAGAGUCCAAACUGCAACCUGGAAACUCUCAGGGUGGAGCCUGCUGGAGUCCCAUUCUUGACACCAGGUCUGAGGAAGUAUUCCUGUCAACUCACCAUCGACACAAACACAGUGAGCAGAAAACUCAAACUGUCUGAAGACAACAGGAAGGUGACAUUUGUGGAGGAGCUUCAAUCAUAUCCUGAUCAUCCAGACAGAUUUGAUAACUAUCCGCAGCUGCUGUGUAGAACUGGUCUGACUGGUCGCUGUUACUGGGAGGUCGAGUGGAGAGGAGAUGUUGAUAUAUCAGUGAGUUACAGAAGAAUCAGGAGGAAAGGAAACAGUAAAGACUCUGCAUUUGGAUAUAAUGAUCAUUCAUGGAGUCUGAGCUGCUCAGAUGUUGAUGGUUACUCUGUCUGUCACAAUUACAGAGGAACUGGUCUCUCCUCCUCCUCUGUCUCUAACAGAGUAGCAGUGUAUGUGGACUGUCCUGCUGGCAUUCUGUCCUUCUACAGAGUUUCCUCUGACUCACUGAUCCUCCUCCACACCUUCAAGACCACAUUCACUGAACCUCUGAUUCCUGGAUUCUGGUUCUGGUCCAGUUCUGGUUCCUCU
Molecule: messenger RNA, 4860 nt
Organism: Xiphophorus hellerii (green swordtail)
Lineage: Eukaryota; Metazoa; Chordata; Actinopteri; Cyprinodontiformes; Poeciliidae
Exons: 11
Molecular function (GO): protein binding
Source: RefSeq, a predicted model, not a curated record